Messenger RNA from Cuscuta epithymum, 993 nucleotides. Lineage: Eukaryota; Viridiplantae; Streptophyta; Magnoliopsida; Solanales; Convolvulaceae. The record is from the annotation of a GenBank genome assembly.
GCCAAAAAGAAUUAAGUUGAUCGGGAAUUAUGAAGUACUUCAAUUCAACAGUUUGGUAAAUUGAAAUUUGGAAACAGAAUUAUGUGCAGGAAAAAUUUACAGAUUCGAUACGAUUGAAUUCAAUUCAAAUACUUCUUCAUACGUACACGGAGCAUAAAAUUUCUAUACAAAUCCGUAUAGUAUGAAUCUACGGUCACUCAGUUUUGACUUUUUUCAGGAUGAUUCUAAUUGCUUAAUUAAACCGCUACUCGAGUUCGGCAAACCGGACACGUCCGGUUUUUGCUCAGCCACUUAACUAUGCAUUUAUGGUGAAACUUAUGCGAACAAAACGGCCCUAACGGCGUGAUAACGUCCCCUUCCUUGUACUCAUCCAAACAGACGGAACAAACCUCCUUGUUAAACCUCUCCGUCUUCAAACGGGAAACCUCUGUUUCCGACAGCCCUGGCCCUGUUUCGAUGGAGUCGCCGCCCAUACUUUCCGGCACCGAUCCGGAACUAUAAAAAAUCGGCUCGAAACGCCCCAUCAUUUCGGAAACGAAAAUCACCCCAUGAAUCUUCUCCAGGACGGUGGACAUGGACAAUCCGAAACGCACAUCACCGCCGACGCGAAUCAUGACAAGAGCGAACGCCACCAUCCGGCGGGCGAUAUCGCCGGCGGAGACCGGGUUGACGGGGAAGACGGUGGCGAGGUCGUUGGAAAUCCUAGAUGCAGCGUCGUCAGGGGAGGAGAAAACGAGUUGAGGGUCCAUGGUAUGGUUGAAGGAAUUGUCCCCAACCGGGACGAGCCGCAAUUCCCCAGAAGGCAUAACGAGAAUGGAUUUGGUGAUCAUUCUAGUACGCAAUUCUCCGCGGGUCGGGUCGUCCGUGGCAGUUCCUUCCAUGCGCGCGAUUCUUAGCGCCGCCAUAGCUGAUGAGUGCUCCAUCUUGCAGAGAUCGAAAAUAGGAAGUGUGAGAUAAUCAACGUUAAUUGCUCUCUCCAUCAUUAGUUUCUCA